Messenger RNA from Lodderomyces orthopsilosis Co 90-125, 1227 nucleotides. RefSeq names its product mannosyltransferase (gene KTR2). The record is from RefSeq and is a predicted model, not a curated record. Gene Ontology annotation, cellular component: membrane; Golgi apparatus. Lineage: Eukaryota; Fungi; Ascomycota; Pichiomycetes; Serinales; Debaryomycetaceae. The transcript has a single exon. Gene Ontology annotation, molecular function: alpha-1,2-mannosyltransferase activity. Gene Ontology annotation, biological process: protein N-linked glycosylation; cell wall mannoprotein biosynthetic process. The coding region runs from base 1 to 1227 and encodes 408 amino acids.
AUGUUCAGAAUUUCAGCAGCAUUGAUAGUUGCAGCAAUUGUCAUUAAUUACUAUUUUGUACUCGUGUAUAAGCUGCAAAGUCUGCUACAGAACGAGGUCACCUACACUUAUAAUCCACUCGCAAAAGGGCAACCCAAGCUAGCAUCCAAUUCAUAUCUACGAAAACAUUACCCACCUCGAAAUUUGGAGCAAAUUGGAAAGGAAAAUGCUACUAUGAUAAUGCUUGUACGCAACGGAGAGCUCGAAGGAGCGCUUUCCUCUAUGAGGUCUUUGGAGGAUAGGUUCAAUCGAGAGUACAAAUAUCCGUGGGUUUUUAUGAACGAUGAACCAUUUGAUGAGGAAUUUGUCGAAAAAACAAGUCUAAUGGCGAGUGGUAAGACUUAUUAUGAGCUUGUUCCAGCGGAUCACUGGCAGCCUCCGUCAUAUAUAAAUAGAACCAAGUUGGAUGAAAACUUGAACACUUCAACAAGUGUACUUUAUGGAUUUCUGAGGUCGUACAGAAACAUGUGCCACUUUUACUCCGGGUUCUUUUACAAACAAGAACGAUUGUUGAACUAUGAUUGGUACUUUAGAGUUGAUCCUGAUGUUGAGUACAUGUGUGAUUUUCAAUAUGAUCCAUUUCAACUACUACGAGAGAAUAGCAAAAUCUAUGGAUUCGUCAUUGCCAUAACCGAAUUCGAGAACACCAUCCCAACCCUUUGGCAAAAUGUUGAAGCUUUUAUGGAGAAACAUCCUCAUCUACUCCAUCCUAACAAUGCCCUUGAUUUCCUAACAACUCACGAAACUUCAAUUACUCAUUACAUGUCAUUUACUGAAUCUGCAUCGAGGUACAACUUGUGUCAUUUCUGGUCAAAUUUUGAAAUUGGAAACCUAAACUUUUUCCGUAGUGAAGCGUAUGAGACAUUUUUCAGGCAUUUGAGUGAAGCAGGAGGUUUCCACUAUGAGAGGUGGGGCGAUGCUCCAGUACAUUCAAUUGGUGUUUCCCUUUUAGCCGACAAAAAUCAGAUUCACCACUUUGAAGAUAUUGGGUACUACCAUGCGCCAUUCUUAGCAUGUCCUCAUUCAGAAGAUAUUAUUGCUUCUAAAAGGUGUAUUUGCAAGCCAAGAGAUGCACAUUAUGACAUGAAUCGUACAAUCGAUGUCAACGCCCAUAGCUGUUUGUCCCGAUGGUGGAAAUACGGAGGAGGAAAAUCAUUUUUAAAUGAAGCCGAUUAUCAUAGAUGGUAA